GCUUUUAGGUCUAUUUUCAUGUAAUCCUACGAAUAAAGUUUAAUUUCAAACAUUAAUUUUGAGGUUAUAAUUUAAAAAAAUAUACGUUAAACAUAAUUAUAUUUGUAAAUCAAAGUUUCAGUCAUAAGGAAAUGAAACAUUUAAUUAUGUGUAAUUGAACAAGAAUAUUAAUGCAUUUUGACAAUAUGUAAUUAAAUGUUAACUUUGUAAAUGAAAGAUUAAGAAAUCUUCAUUAUAAUACAUGUACUGAUGUAUAAUAAAGAAAUAGAUGUUAUCUUUAAAUAAACCCGUCAAUAAAUUUCUUUGAUCACACUUUUAUAUUUUUAAGAGAUUUUGUUCAGAAAUAUUAUUUUAACAAUGAUCUCCGAAGAUAAAACACAAAAUUUUCAACGCAUGCUUUUUGAUGAGGCUAUUUUAAAGGGAAUACAACAAAAUGAAGAGCAACGUAAAAUAUGGGCAGACUACAAGAAAGGUCACCAAAAAGUUGCAGAAGCAUUAUAUGAAUUUCGAAAGGAUGUACACGUAAACUGUAUGAUACCAAUAGGAAAAAGAGCACUGAUGAAGGGAAAAUUAAUUCAUACCAAUGAAGUACUUGCUUCUUUGGGUGAUGGAUAUUUUGCCAAAUACACUGCUGAAGGUGCAGCAGCACUUUGCGAAAGAAGAAUAAAACGUUCAGAAGAUAUGUUAAAAAAACUAAGCACUGAAAGGGAUUUAUAUGAGACUAAGAUGAUGGUAAUAGACAAUGAUGUGUUCGAAGACUGUGCUGGUACAGAAAUUGUGGAACAUUGGAAUGAAGAGAAAAUUUACGACUGGAAAAUAAAACACAGGGAAAGAGAGAAAGAAUACCAUCAAAAAUUAGCAAAAUUGAGGCAAGAAGAGAAAACAAAAAUUGAAACAGAAGAAGAUCUGUUUCACAGACUUGACCAGCUCGAAUUGGAGGAAGAGUUAGCAGAUGAAUUUAAUAGGCUAGAAGAUGAACAUUAUGAACUCUUCGGAGAAGAAUUAGAAGAAUACUCUUCAUCAGAUAAUGAGAAAGAAAAUCCUGAAGAAGAGAAGGAGGAACAAUUAGAAAAGGAAGAACAGGAAGAGGAAGAAAAGCAAAAACAAUGCAAAGAAGAAGAACAUGAGGACCAACACAACAAAGACGAAAAAGGUAUGCAGCACAAGGAGAAAGAAAAAGAGAAUCAGCAUAAGGACAAAGAAGAAGAGAAUCAGCACAAGGACAAAGAAGAAGGGAGGCAGUACAAGAAAGAAGAAAAGGAGAAACAGUCCGAGGUAGAAGUUAAAACUUAUAAAAUCAAAAAGGUUGUUUCAUUUGUUAACAUAGACGAUGAAAACAAACAAAAAGUUAAGAAAUCAACAGAAGAGGAAGGGACAAGUGAAACUGUAGAAACUGAGGAAGAUAUUCUUCGGAUAGAAUUUAGUCAUUCUGAAUACACUCCAAUUGCAAAGUCAGAAGGAGAUACAAUAGAAACACCAGGAGAUAUUUAUAGGAUAUUCUCUAAGCCCAAAUCAAUCUUAAAGAGAUCUCCUCAUGAUAUUCCACCUGUUUUGGCUACUAUUCCUGAUUAUAGUACAGAAGAGGAAGAAGAAGAUGAAGAAAAUGAACAUAUUGUUAAGGCUUCUACAUAUGAAACAGUAGUAAAAGAUAUCAAGGAAAGACACACACCAGCGGUAAUAGAGAAUGUUUCGAAGCCAGAGAAAGAAACUCGGCCAGUCAGUAAGUUUAAACGGGAACGUCAAUUAAAAAAGUAACAAAUUGUAUUUCGAACUCAAUCCGUUAGAUAAAGAAUUCUUUA
Nomia melanderi (Alkali bee) is the source of this 1799-nucleotide messenger RNA. It is a transcript of the gene uri, whose product is annotated as unconventional prefoldin RPB5 interactor. Gene Ontology annotation, molecular function: chromatin binding; phosphatase inhibitor activity; transcription corepressor activity. Gene Ontology annotation, biological process: negative regulation of phosphatase activity; negative regulation of transcription by RNA polymerase II. The record is from RefSeq and is a predicted model, not a curated record. Lineage: Eukaryota; Metazoa; Arthropoda; Insecta; Hymenoptera; Halictidae.